Molecule: messenger RNA, 621 nt
Organism: Pararge aegeria (speckled wood butterfly)
Lineage: Eukaryota; Metazoa; Arthropoda; Insecta; Lepidoptera; Nymphalidae
Exons: 5
Coding region: 27-593 (188 amino acids)
Source: RefSeq, a predicted model, not a curated record
UGUUAAGGGCAUCUUGAGAUACAGACAUGAAGUUAAUUCAGUUUUUGUUGUACACUUGCGUUUUUUGCAGUAUCCUGGAUGUCACUGAGGCGGAUUUUUACUCGUUUGUCACUAAUUUACCAUCGGAAAUUGGGAGUGCUGUGAGCACAGCAUGGAAUAAUAUUGUCACAGCAAUCAAGAAGCCGGUGCGGAUUCGGAAUGUACGGCGCAGUAAAAGACGAACCACUAUUUCUCCAUCCAGCGAUAUUUUUAAAACUACGACAAUGUCAGAACAAUAUCCUGUCAUGGAGACAGAUCAAAGUGAUGGAGACAGCACUUUGAUAAGCGUGACCGAUAAUGUAUCAAAAAGAAAUACCGAUUUAAAUCCAAGAAUACCAUUUAUAAACCAGCCUAAGUGGAAAUCUAUGAACGACUGGACCAAUAUGCAGCGACCGACAUUAGUUCAGCUCAUACAAAUAAUAAGAGAAAGAAGCAAUGGGACCACUACAACCGGCAGCACAAUCGAAAACACAGCGAAAAACUCAAAAGCAGUUGGCGCAGAUGACGAAGACAAUCAUUUUGAUAUUAUCAGCAGAAAUACGAGACCCAGUUAAUCUCUCCAAUGUCUUCCAUUAAUGAGAA